Messenger RNA from Eurytemora carolleeae, 1421 nucleotides. RefSeq names its product protein tyrosine phosphatase type IVA 3 (gene PRL-1). Lineage: Eukaryota; Metazoa; Arthropoda; Copepoda; Calanoida; Temoridae. Gene Ontology annotation, molecular function: phosphatase activity. The record is from RefSeq and is a predicted model, not a curated record. Gene Ontology annotation, biological process: dephosphorylation. The transcript is spliced from 14 exons. Gene Ontology annotation, cellular component: nucleus. The coding region runs from base 423 to 932 and encodes 169 amino acids.
GUUCAGAGCAGGGCACGCGUUUUUUAACGACGUGCAGGAUUUUUGGAUACCAGAUUAGAUAUCUCUCAUGGAAAGACUAUCCUGUGGCCUGACCUUUAUCAGGAUUUCUCCUCAGUGCACUCCACUCUGCAUUGGAUUCACCAGUGCAGACUUAGAUGAGCCUGGUUAAUUUGCCUUGAGCGCUAUUUGCGCUAUAGCUGUAGGCAGAGACCUUUCAAGCAGUACAUAGCACACUUACAGAUAAGUGUGCGCUGUACAACUGUACAGUUGGCAGCUGAAUACAGUUCAUCCACUUAUACACUUCGCCAAAUUUUUUAUUAAAGGCUGUGGUUUCUGACUAGUCGUACAGCCAAAUUUAAAGAGUAGAGGUCACCUCUCCGUCCAACUUUACUAAGAAACCGAUUCGUUAGCAAAGUCUAAGGAUGACAGGAAAGAUAAUCCGACCUGCUCCUGCAGAGAUAGAGUUCAAGAAUAUGAGGUUUCUUAUCACAGAGCAACCUCAGGAUAUUACCAUGGAGAAUUACAUCAAGAUACUGACUGAACACAAGGUAUCUCACCUUGUGUGCGCUACCGAUCCUACCUAUAAAACGGAUGAACUUGUUAGAUCAGGUGUCUCUGUGUCGGAAUUAUCCUUCCCUGAUGGUUCUCCUCCCAACCCUGAUAUCAUUGAUAAAUGGCUCUCACUCGUCCAUAAGGAGUUCACAGACGACCCCGAUACCUGUGUGGGUGUUCACUGUGUGACCGGCCUGGGACGCGCACCAGUUCUAGUUGCUUUAGCGCUCAUUGAGCUCGGCAUGAAGUACGAGGACGCCGUGGAGCUUAUCCGUAAGAAGAGGCGGGGCGCUAUCAACACCAAGCAACUGGAGUUCUUAGAUAAAUACAAGAGAAAGAAGUACUUUCUUAAGGGAAAGAAUAAAUGCCAGAUUCAGUGAAGAAUGAAGAUGUAAUUCCUGCACUCGAAGUCUAGAUCUGUUUUCUUUUAUUCUAUCAUUUAUUUUUAUAAUAAUUUGUUUCCUAGUUUAAUCUUGUAUUUACACAUGCUUAAGUUUAUUUUGUAUCAAAAUUUUCGCUCUCUUAUUUUUGAUGAAAAGCUAAAUUAGUUAUUUUUAAGUAUGUUUCCUUUCUGAAAAAGUUAAACUCUGUUAUUUUUAUUUCCUUCCUUAUGAAUUUUCUUCGGACUUCAUCUACAUUUAUUAGUUAAGCGUAGCUACUCUCUCAAUGUUAAUCAAAAUGUUGUAUCCCUACAUCUUCCGCUUAUAUAGCUUGGCCCCCCCCCCUUCCCCCUUCACUGUGUCGUCUGUUGGCGGAUUUUCUAAAACUCCGAUGGCGGAUUUUCUAAAACUCCUCAAGGACAAUUUUCACAAUUUUUGUAAAUGUGCGUAACCCUGGAAUUUGUAAAAAUAUAUGAUAAAGUGUUUUGA